This is a messenger RNA of Leucoraja erinaceus (little skate), 7761 nucleotides long. It is a transcript of the gene atp13a3, whose product is annotated as ATPase 13A3. Gene Ontology annotation, cellular component: late endosome membrane. The transcript has 33 exons. Gene Ontology annotation, biological process: polyamine transmembrane transport; intracellular calcium ion homeostasis. The coding region runs from base 289 to 4062 and encodes 1257 amino acids. NCBI's taxonomy places the organism in Eukaryota, Metazoa, Chordata, Chondrichthyes, Rajiformes, Rajidae. Gene Ontology annotation, molecular function: ATP binding; ATPase-coupled monoatomic cation transmembrane transporter activity; P-type ion transporter activity. The record is from RefSeq and is a predicted model, not a curated record.
GGCCGGAGCAAGAAAGCGGAGUCAGGUUGCUAAAAUGUGUCCUAUAAUCACCCAUGAAUCCGCCCAUGAGCGUACCUCGCGUCUGCGUGAGAGUAACCCAUCUUGCGCUGCUAUAGGAUCUUUGCUUUUGUCUACGUUCCAGGCGGUGACGCGAACGCAUGGUGUCGGGGUCGCGCACGUGGCCAUGAACAUGGUGGGCAGCGGAUAACGGCGGUGGCUGCGGCGGGAGCGGGAGGACUGCAGGGCCGCGCAGUUAUCAAAUGAGAGAAGCUGGAUUUGUUGGACAAAAUGGGAAAAGAAGAGAAGAAUUAUGUCAACAAGGAAAGUGAAGAUGAGAUGGAGAUCUACGGUUAUAAACGAUGUGUGUGGAAGUUGCUUCUGAUUGUUGUUGGGGUCGUCUGCUCUGGUGGUUCCCUUCUGCUCCUACUUUACUGGAUGCCUGAGUGGAGUGUGAAAGCAACCUGCACCAAAACAGCCCUCAAAGAGGCUCAAAUAGUGCUACUGAGAACCACUGAUGAAUUUAGGACUUGGUUCCGUGCAAAGGUUUACACGUUAUUGACCACCGGAAUGGACCCAAUGGAAAAUUCCGAAUCCCAAAUCAGUAAGUCAGUGAAAAACGAUGAAGAGUUGUGCACCGGUCAGCAUCAUGUUGAACACAGCAAGAAGAGGCUUCUCAGGAAAAUAUCAGAAAAUCAAGCACUGAUGGUUCGUUAUUUUGAACACCGUAGUGUAACGUACUUUUGGAACAAUAACUUACAAAACUUUAAAGAUUUAAAGGGUCUGACUGAGGGCAUUUCAUGGUCAGCUAUACACACGCAUUACAGUAACGGGCUGAGUAAAGAUCUGGAGGAGUAUCGCAAGCUGUUUUUCGGAGCAAAUGAAGUUGAAGUCGAAGUUCCUUCUGUUUUUAAGCUAUUAAUUAAUGAGGUGCUCAAUCCUUUCUACAUAUUUCAAAUAUUUAGUAUAACUGUUUGGAGUUUUAAUGGCUAUUAUUAUUACGGUGUGGCAAUUAUCAUAAUGUCAAUUAUAUCGAUUGUGACCACGCUACAUACUGUUAGAAAGCAAUACGUGAUGUUACAUGACAUGGUAGCGGCCCACAGUACUGUCAGAGUUUCAGUUUGCAGAGCAGACAAUGAAAUAGAAGAAGCUUUGUCUACAGAUCUGGUGCCUGGUGAUAUAUUAGUCAUUCCAUCGAAUGGGACUAUAAUGCCCUGUGAUUCCGUACUGCUGAGCGGCACUUGCAUUGUUAAUGAAAGCAUGUUAACAGGUGAAAGUGUUCCUCAAACAAAAAUCAGUUUGCCAAAUCCUAUGAAGACUUCAAAAGGUCUAGAAGAUGAUGAAAUCUACUGCCCGGAAAACCAUAAACGGCACACGCUCUUCUGUGGCACCACGGUCAUCCAGACACGGUUUUAUUCUGGAGAACGUGUUAAAGCUCUUGUAGUGAGAACAGGUUUCAGCACCACAAAGGGGAGACUGGUGCGUUCAAUCCUGUAUCCAAAGCCGACUGAUUUUAAACUGUACAGAGAUGCCUACCUCUUUCUGCUCUGCCUCGUGGGUGUGGCAGCAAUAGGCUUCCUCUACACUAUUAUCCACAGUAUUUUAAAUAAGGUGAUAAUUGCCACAAUCAUCAUUAAAUCACUUGAUAUCAUCACCAUCACAGUUCCCCCUGCCCUUCCUGCGGCCAUGACUGCUGGCAUUGUCUUUGCACAAAGACGACUGAAGAAACUGGGCAUUUCCUGCAUCAGCCCUCAAAGAAUAAAUAUCUGCGGGCAACUUAAUCUCAUUUGUUUUGACAAGACUGGAACGCUUACCGAAGAAGGUCUGAACAUUUGGGGAAUUCAAAGAGUGGAAGAUAAUAGUUUCUUGCCAUCGGAACAUAACAUUUGUAGGGAGAGCCUGGUGAAGUCGCAGUUUGUGGCUUGCAUGGCUGUCUGCCACACACUUACCAGAAUCGAGGGCAAGUUAUCUGGUGACCCAUUGGAUUUAAAGAUUUUUGAAGAAACUGGUUGGGUUCUUGAGGAAGCUACUGAAGAAGAGACUGCUUUACACAAUCAGAUCAUGCCCACCGUGGUUCGACCCUCGAAACAACCUCUCCCUGCAGCUGAGGCAGGCAUGGAUCGUGAAAUGGAAAUGUUUGAUCUCCCAACAACGUAUGAAAUAGGUAUAGUAAGGCAGUUUCCAUUCUCCUCCUCUCUGCAACGAAUGAGUGUUGUAGCCAGGGUACUGGGUGGAAAACAAAUGGACGCCUACUUAAAAGGUGCUCCUGAAGUCAUUGCCAACUUAUGCAAAGCAGAGACAGUUCCUGAAUGUUUUACUGAGGUGCUGAAGAUAUAUACAAAACAAGGAUUUAGAGUCAUAGCACUUGCCCACAAGAAAUUAGGAUCGAGGCUAACGUGGCAUAAAGUACAGAAUGUCAGCAGGGACGCCAUUGAAAGCAACAUGGAGUUCAUGGGACUCAUUAUUAUGCAAAAUAAACUCAAGCCUGAUACACCGAGAGUGCUCAAAGAACUCAGAAGAGCUAACAUUCGUACUGUUAUGGUGACAGGGGACAACAUGUUAACAGCUGUCUCUGUGGCCAGGAACUGCGGGAUGAUUUUACCACAGGAUGAAGUGAUCAUCGCAGAGGCUCUACCUCCUAAAGAUGGACAAGUUGCACAGAUCCAUUGGCUGUACACGGACAAUGCUUCCAAACAUCUAGAGUCGGCUACAGAGAUCAUUGAUAUUAAAAUGGAAAAUAAGGGUUCAGGCGAUGGGCCUCAUCAGAAGAACCAUUACCAUUUUGCUAUGGACGGCAAAUCUUUCUCUGUUGUCACUGAGCAUUUUCAGGAUCUACUUUCAAAGUUAUUACUACAUGGCACAGUAUUUGCUCGCAUGGCUCCCAAUCAAAAGACACAGCUGGUGGAAGAGUUCCAGAACAUGGACUACUAUGUGGGCAUGUGUGGAGAUGGUGCCAAUGACUGUGGGGCCCUCAAACAAGCCCACGGUGGAAUCUCGCUGUCAGAACUGGAAGCUUCUGCAGCAUCUCCAUUCACAUCGAAGUUUGCAAACAUUGCCUGCGUCCCUAAUCUCAUCAGCAGGGAAGGACGUGCAGCUUUGAUGACAUCUUUCUGUGUGUUUAAGUUCAUGGCCUUGUACAGUAUCAUUCAAUAUCUCAGCGUAACCUUACUCUAUUCUGAGCUGAGUAACCUUGGAGAUUUGCAGUUCCUUUUCAUCGACCUGGCUAUCAUUCUGGUCAUUGUGUUUACUAUGAGUUUGAAUGCGGCCUGGAAAGAGCUGGUUCCACAAAAGCUUCCGUCUGGCCUUAUCUCUGCGUCACUGUUAUUUUCAGUACUGUCCCAAAUUGUUAUCAGCGCGGUGUUCCAGGUAACAUCAUUCCUUGCAGUCAAACAACAAACCUGGUAUGAGGUCUGGACACCAAAUUCAGAUACUUGCAGUUCAUCAAAGCUGAAUAUCACGCUAACGUACAAUAGCACAGAUAUUGAAGAUGCAAGGAAUAUUAAGAACUAUGAAAAUACCACUGUGUUUUUCAUUUCCUGUUUUCAGUACCUCAUAGUGGCCAUUGUGUUUUCCAAAGGAAAACCAUUCCGGCAGCCUUCUUAUGAAAACUAUCCUUUUGUGGUGACGGUGAUGGUUCUUUAUAUCUUUAUGCUGUUCAUAAUGCUGUAUCCCGUUGAAGUCAUUGAUUGGAUUCUUGAGCUGGUGUGUGUCCCGUACAAGUGGAGAAUUCGAAUGCUCAUAAUAAUCAUAAUAAAUGCCGUUGUGUCAUUUGUCACUGAGGUUGUCCUGCUGGAUCUGGCCCCGUGGAAGUUCCUGUUCAAGAGGAAGGAGCUGGGAUUGAACCAGCACACGGCCAAUAAUCAGCAGGAGGUGCUGGAGCAAGGGAACAAGAGCUGCUUCUCAUCUGUCCUCGGUGGUGGGAGCCGAAAGCCAAAGGCCAGAUAUCGGUACCUGGCGCGGGAGCUGCUAGUCGACCCCAACUGGCCUCCCAAACCCAAGACCACCACAGAAGCAAAUAAACCCUCCACUGAAAAUAGCGCAUGUCAAAUCCUUACAAUAACGUAACACUAAGUACUUCCAAAUAACUGCGCUUCAUACCGGCAACACUAGCUAUUUGGGAUUAAUUGGGGGGAGGGUGGUGUAGGGAGAAGAGGAUUGUGCAGAUAACACUGGUGUAUAUAUCAGAAAUCAUCAUCUAUCAGUUCAAGUCUACGGUCCGACGGUCAAUGCGUUUCCAUCUCGGCGCGAGUGGUUCGUACAACGUGGGCCCAGAGAUGACUACCCUCUCCACACACAGCAUCGUGGCUGGAGGGGGAAUGGGGACAGGGACUGUGUCAGUGGGGUCAGGAACACUGUCAGUGGGGAGGGCAAGGUUCAGAUGAGUGCCCGGCGUGGUAGUGUACAGGCAGGGCAGAUGUCAGUGUGUGGAGAGCGUAUGGGCAGAUAUUGUAGCUGUAGUCUAUAAUAUUGGGGGGGGGGGCUAGCAAUGCUGAUACAAACUGCUUUCCCACUUGGUAUUUCACCAACUGCCUUCCUGCAGUCACUUCCUGCAUCCUCUUGAGACUCAGUAAAUUUGCUGACACGAUAGUUAAACUAUAGCACUGUGUAAUAUCUAGGGGGGGGGGGGGGGUAAAUUAAUCAUGGACGGCAUAAGCUGUAGUUUGGAAUAACAUCCAUAACAAGAUUUCUCCAUUAAUGUGGAGACAAAAAAGGUUAACAAAAAAAAAACACAAAGUACUGGAGUAACGCAGCUGGUGAAGCACCAUCUCUGGAGAAGUGACAUCUCAGGUCAGGACCCUUCCCCAGUCUGAAAAAGGGUCUUGACCCAAAACGUCAGCUACCCAUGAUCUCCAGAGAUACUGCCUGAGUUACUCCAGCAAUUUGUGUCUUUUUUUCCCCUCAUUCAGUAGUGUUCAGGCUGAAAAAUGAUAGCAGAUCGGAAUACUUUAAGAGUAACGAGUGCUGAAAGUCAGAGAAGCAGAGAAAGUUCCAGGGCAGCAGACAGUCGACUAAACUCUGAAUACCAGUUCAAUUUCUACAAAUAGAAAGCCGAGGCUAGUUUUCAGUCACUGGGAAUAAUACAACAUUAUUUUGUGCUGUCCUUUUUUGGAAUAUAGUGCUUCCCAUGCAAGAGUUGACACACAAGCAGGAGUUUCACAGUGAUUAUCUUUACCAAAGCCUGUUCGAUCCACCAGCGUUGUACUGUCAUCUAGCAGGUGCACAGGGUGAAUGGUGCUAGCAAUUAUGCAACUCUCACAGUGUGCAAUCCAUACUUUGUCGUCUAUCAACCUUCAUUAGUGGAAGAUUAAGGUGGGCAUGAUCAGUUUUUCAAUGUUAUUCCUGUGAGCGAGUCUUGUGAUGAAAUGGACAGAUUGGGUAAUUAGUGCCGCAAAGUAAAGUUGCCCCCCCUGCAGCCAGCAUUGAACAGGGCAGGGACAGCGUGUGUGGACAUACUUAUGGUACGCCAGCAAAUUGCAGAAGUAUUUGUGACUGUUAACAGAUGCAAAAAUAUUUGUUGUUUAGGCAUUUAUCUAAAAAUCGGGAGGAAACAUAGAAAAUAGGUGCAGGAGGAGGCCAUUCAGCCCUUCGAGCCAGCACCACCAUUCAAUAUGAUCAUGGCUGAUCAUCCAUAAUCAGUUCCUGCUUUCUCCCCAUAUCCCAUAGGAAAGAGAGAAGUGCUAAUUUUAAAGUGGUUUAAUAGGUUGAAUGUGAAUUGAUUUACUUGGUGAGUUCAGACCAAACAGCAAGUUUUUGUGGUAGCAGUGAGGAUGUGAACUUGCUCCAAUGUCUAUCGGGAGCCACCACACAUUCUGUUCCCUCCCACUCAUUCUGCAACAACUGACCCACUCCCAGCAGUGAGAGGCAACAGUGAGUUUACAUAUUGUGUUGUGCUGCUGCAAGUAAGAAUUACAUUGUUCUAUCUGGGACACAUGACAAUAAAACUCUUGAUCCAUCUUUGUAACAUCAUACCUUUUCCUCAACUCAUCUUCUACCGAAGUUAUUAUCUAAACCAUGAAUACCUUCAUAUUUAGCUAUUCUGAUGUCUUUGGCCAAACUUCCACCUUUGAACCGAAUCCAAACAUCUGCUGUCUGAGUGCUGAAUGACUGAUAUUGAGCUUUGUGCCAGUAAGUUGUGUGUUUUACUGUCCAUCUAUCACUUUGCCCUCCUAUGUUGAAUAUUUUCUUGCCCCAAUGAAGACUGUGCCUUCAACUGCCUACAUACCAUUUUGUGCAUCUCUCCUGUGAAACGUCCUUCACGCUGACUUUGUGACCGGGCCUUCAUUGAUCCGACUUGCUGCCUCUCAUGCCUUCCUGUUGAAUUGUCUUUAAAGUUUCCCUGAGGCUCCAGUAAAUUGGUGAGAGGUUUGCUGUUUAUGUCGGUAGAGAUUGCUAGUCUCAUGUGAAACUGUUGAAACGAUAUUUUGAUGCUAGCUCUUAAUUAAGAGGUCUAAGUGUUCAGAAGUUAAGUAGUUGGAAUAACUCACAAUUCUUGUGCUAAAAUGUUAUCACUAAUUAAAAGAAUGGCAUUGAGUGGUUUCAGCUGGUCAAAGUGUUCUGAUAUUACUCAUCACCUGGUGAUGGAAGAGAGAGUAAGUGCACCCCCAGAUGACAACAGGGUAUUUUUUCAUCUUUUCCACCCCACAUCAAUAAAUGUGUUUAAUGGUUUAAGCAUCAAGACUUGAUCCCAACAAUUGGAAUAACUUCAGUACUGUUGUGAAAGAUGAUCGUAUAUUUUGGCUUGAAUCUUAAAUGCAACUGGAUAUCCUUACAGUACAGAAGCAUUUCUGAAAUGUUAUUUAAAAUUCAGACCAAUUCCCCCUUGUUAUGUUUUUGACCUUUUGUAUUAAAUGUCAGUGUCCGCACUUGAACACCAUCAACGUAGUUUUUCAGUUUUAAGUGAUGUAUUUUACUUUUACAAACCAGUUCAAUGCCAGCUGCUCUGUUCAAAAAAUUGCUCUUUCACUUUAUACUAGAAUUUUGGGAAAUUGUAUUUUUUGAUAAAUAAGAAGUAUAUUGAAUAAGAACUGUGUCUCCUGGGCAAUUAAUUAUUGGGCUUACUCUGUUUAUUUGGAGGAUAAUGGGAGCAAAGAAAUUCAAUAAUCUACAAAUUUACAGCAGAAACAAUGUUAUAAAUAAUGAAAAUGAUCAAUUGCCACAAUGUUGAGAAUAGAUAUUUCAGCUAACCUUGUCCCUCAGGGAUUUUUUUAAUUUUAGAUGUGUAAUAAUUUGGAUGCCAUCCAGGCUCAAAACUAUAAAUUGCAAAUAAUGCCCAAAUCACUUUGUCAAAUAAAACCAAUUCUACCCUUCCAACAUGUUUCACAUUUUGAGCAUUGUGAUCUUUUACAAUUUUUGUACAUACACUUGAAAUUUUCUAUCUAAUUUAUACUACUUAUUUUGAUUUACUUGAAAAGUUGAUGUAUAAAAUAUUCGAUGUAGCUAUGUCUUUAUGUAGAUAUUUGAUAGUAAUUUAAUUAACGAGCAUUAAUUAACAAAAUAAUGCUCUUAAGAAUUCCAUUGUUAUCAUGAUAGUAGGCCUGUAAAUUCUGCUAUUUAUCAUUUAUUGUAAGAAUACAUUUUUUUUAACAAAUCUAAAAUGUAUUUGUUGGUCAGCCUGUGAAUUGUGCGGAGUGGGAGAACUCACAUUGUCAGCAGAACAUUUGGUGAAAAAUGAUACUUCAUUGAAAAUCAACCUUUUAUGACUACAUUUCCAAAUUAUAAAUCUUUUACCAGCAUUGAAUUAGUUCAGAUAAAGAGUUGACCUUU